AUGAGCUCAUUCAAGACCACGCUUCGUGCGGUCUGCGCAGCGGCCCUGAGCACGAUGGUCGAAGCGCGAUCCGAGCUACCGCUAUCGUCGACCGACCCCAAAGCAAGCCUCAAGGAAGAUACCGAAGUGACCUUCGACCCGCUCGGUGUCGCCGCCGUGCUCCAUAACCCCCGGGCCAAUAAUAGCGCCGCCAUGCUGUAUACUCAGUCGGACCACGGGAUUUUCACGUGGCCACAUACCAUGAUGAUUGGAGGCACCUUGCCCGCGAUGAAAAUGCUUGUCGAUCAUCUCACGGAGGAAAUGAAAUCCACGCAUCCCGCAAUCACCAUGUGCGCACAAAUCACCACCAUGUUACCCGUUCGCUCCGACGUCUCAGGCUCCGUGUUUCGUGAACUCCCUCUAGAUUCGAGCAACGCUUGGCUGAACCACGUUGUGUCUUUCAAAGCUUCACCCAAGCCGGGUAACGAUUUUGCGGUGGUCUGCGUCGAUGGUAUUCGCGAGGAUGUGCAUGUGCGAAAACAGAGGGUCAAGGACACCAUAGGUUCCCUCCGCUGGUGGAUCGCCACCUUGACAUUGGACCUGAUAAGUCUGCUCAAUGGACUCAUGAUGGUCACGGGGCUAGUGAUGGGGGUUCUGGUGGCCGACAUAUGGGCGGCGGUGUUGUUCUUCUUAUACUGGUGUCACUGGCUGGGGACAAUGCUCAUCUCGUUCCAGAGCAUGGUUCAAAAGGACAAACCGCACAUCAAUAAAGACGAGCGGCCAAGAUACGCCAUUUAUCAGCGAAAGGAAGGCGGAACAGUCAUCUUCAAAGGCCGACAGGACCAACUCGAAGAUUGGGCUCGGUCAACGUGGGAGUACAGGCCGAGACUAGAUAAGAAUUGCCUACAUUGGAUGUGGAUAACGACAGGCACUUUGUCUGCAUUUUGCUCCGUGGCUUGUAUGGUGAACAUGCGCAGCUAUAUGCAGCUGGGAUUCCUUGGGGUCCUGGUCUACGCCUCUCUUGCCGAGAUCCUAGCGAUACGCAUUUCGCGCAGCUUGCAAAAGAAGGCCAAAGGCGAUGACAUCCAUGAGGCUUAUGUUUUAGAGAGUGAAACCAGAUCCAAGGCCAUCAUUCGGGCGACAUUGGAGAUAAAGCGCACCUGUCGAUUGGAAGGGUUGAACUGGAUAGAGCUGAAUCUCCUUCCGCCAAUGUUUGUGUUUGAAGAAAUGCAGAAGGUGCUC
Molecule: messenger RNA, 1221 nt
Organism: Aspergillus steynii IBT 23096
Lineage: Eukaryota; Fungi; Ascomycota; Eurotiomycetes; Eurotiales; Aspergillaceae
Exons: 1
Source: RefSeq, a predicted model, not a curated record